CAUCCGGGCGGCGGCUCACACCAGCACUCCGCCCGGCGCAGCACCAUGCCUGUCUGCCGCCCCGGCCUUCACGCCGUCCCCCUCCUCCUCGGCCUGCUGCUGCUCGGCCUCUCCCCUGUCCCAGGUGGGCGUCUUCCGGGACUAGGGCUCCUGGCCCCACUGACCGUCGGCCUCCCAGGCAGAGAAGCGGAGAAAACGGGCGUGUGCCCUCAGCUGCAGGCGGACCAGAACUGUACGCAGGAGUGCCAAUCGGACGCCCAAUGCGCCGACAACCUCAAGUGCUGCCAGGCCGGCUGCGCCACCAUCUGCCACCUGCCCGACGAAAAGCAAGGUUCCUGCCCCCACGUGAACACUGACUUCCCCCAGCUCGGCCUCUGCCAGGACCAGUGCAAGGUGGACAGCCAGUGUCCUGGCCUGUUGAAAUGCUGCUACAAUGGUUGCGGGAAGGUGUCCUGCAUCACUCCCGUCUUCUGAGCUCUAGCCACCACCACCCGAGGAGUGGGGGAGUGGAAGUUUCUGCCCGGCCCUGCCUGGCUCCAGCCCAGCUGGGCUCCCCUCUUUCUGGCUUCUGCACUCCCUCCAGAGCUGAGCACAGCUUCUGUCUUUUCCAACCAAUAAAGUGACCGUUUCCAGCA
Messenger RNA from Neofelis nebulosa (Clouded leopard), 635 nucleotides. It is a transcript of the gene WFDC2, whose product is annotated as WAP four-disulfide core domain 2. Gene Ontology annotation, molecular function: peptidase inhibitor activity. Bases 46 to 474 code for a protein of 142 amino acids. The record is from RefSeq and is a predicted model, not a curated record. Gene Ontology annotation, cellular component: extracellular region. The transcript is spliced from 4 exons. Lineage: Eukaryota; Metazoa; Chordata; Mammalia; Carnivora; Felidae. Gene Ontology annotation, biological process: innate immune response; antibacterial humoral response.